AUGUGGCAAUACCAACUAUCCUUCGAUCACCCUUGGUAUUUGGCGCUGCUGAUCGUGCUGCCGCUGAUGUGGUGGUUCAGCUUCCGCAGCCUCGCCGGGCUAGGUUCGGUUCGCCGAGCGGUGGCUAUCACGCUAAGAACGCUCGUCUUCGCCCUAAUCAUCUUGGCCCUGGCCGAAGUGAACCUGGUUCGUACCAGCGACCGCCUGACGGUGAUCUUCCUCCUCGAUCAGUCGUUGAGCAUUCCGGCCGAUCGUCGGGAGGCGAUGAUCGAUUACACCAACCGCGCGAUCGAACAGUAUCGCGAAGAAAACAACAAGACGGGAGUGAUCGUCUUCGGCCGUGAAGCUGCGAUCGAGAUCCCGCCGUUCGACGACGACAUCCAAGUCCCCCAGGCCAUCGAGAGCACUCUCGACCCCGAAUACACAAACCUCGCCUCCGCCCUCAAGCUGGCUCAAGCAUCGUUCCCCGAAGAUGCGGCGAAGCGGAUCGUUGUCAUCAGCGACGGCAAUCAGAACGUUGGCGACGCCCUGGAGCAGGCCGGCAUCAUGGCCGACUCGGGGAUUGGUAUCGAUGUGGUGCCCGUUUUCUACCAGAGUCGCUCGGAAGUAAGCGUCGAGAAAGUCUCCACACCGGCCGACGUUCGCACCGGCCAACCAUUCGACGUACGCGUGGUGCUCAACAACUCGGCCGAGCCCACCGCUGAGGACAAUGGAGAAGUUCAGGGCACGCUGCGAAUCACCCGCAGCGUCGAAGGGCGACCGCAAACCGUCACCGAUCAGCCCAUCACCCUGCCCCCAGGCAAGCAUGUGCUCACCGUCCGGCAAGAACUGGAUCAACCCAGCUUCUACACGUUUGAAGCCCGAUUCUUGCCCGAGGAUCGCGACGACGACCGCAUGUCGCAGAACAACCGCGCCACGAACUUCACCUACAUUCGCGGCAGCGGGCAGGUGCUGUUCAUCGAAGAUCACUUGCACCGGGGUGAGUUCGACCUGCUCGUCGAUCGCUUGCGCCUACAGGAACUCGAGGUUACCGUUCGCCCCACGAAUCAGCUCUUCACUAACCUGGCCGAGUUGCAACCGUACGACACGGUGAUUCUGGCCAACGUGCCGCGUGAGCUAUUCACCGACGAACAGAUCGACAUGCUGGUGCGAAACACCGAGCAGAUGGGCUCCGGCAUCAUCAUGCUCGGCGGCCCCAACAGCUACGGGGCGGGAGGCUGGACCAACACCGAACUGGAAAAGGCCAUGCCGUUGGACUUCCAGAUUCGCAACCCCAAGGUCGUCCCCAAGGGUGCCCUGGCCCUGUUGAUGCACGCCUCGGAAAUUGCCAAAGGCAACUACUGGCAGAACGUGAUUGCUCGCGAGGCAAUCAAGGCGCUCGGCCCUCAAGAUUACUGCGGGCUGCUGCACUGGGGAGCACUCGGCGAAGAGUGGCUGUGGCUGGGUCAAUCGGGCCACGGCAUGAUUCCGAUCGGACCUAAUCGCGACAAGAUGCUCGCCCGACUCUCUCGCAUGACCCCCGGCGACAUGCCCGAUUUCAACCCUUCGUUGAUCAUGGCCCGUAAGGCAUUCAAUCAAUUGCCCGACGCCGCCAUUCGCCACAUGAUCGUCAUCAGCGACGGCGACCCCACACCGCCAACCGCAGGUGUCGUCACGGGGCUCAUCAAUGCGAAAGUAACCGUCACCACGGUGGCCGUCGGCUCCCACGGCCCCGCCGGGCACGUCGAGCUACAGAAGCUGGCCACGGCCACCGGCGGCAAGUACUACAAGGUGAAUCAGGCCAAGGCACUGCCGAAGAUCUUUCAACGCGAAGCCCGUCGUGUAGCACGACCGCUGAUUUUCGAAAAUCCAGACGGCUUCAAUGUGGCCAUUCGUUACCCACACGAAAUGAUCAGCGGGAUCGAUGAACCCAUCCCGCCGCUCACCGGCUUCGUGAUGACCACGGUGAAGGCCAACCCCUUGGUCGAAGUCGAGUUGGUCGCCGAAGUGAGCGAAGACGAAGCGAACAACUCCAUUCUGGCCAGUUGGACUUACGGCGCCGGCCGCGCGGUCUGCUUCACCAGCGACGCCGGCGCACGCUGGGCCAACAGUUGGACCAACUGGGACGGGUACGACAAGUUCUUCAGCCAGAUGGUCCGCUGGUCGAUGCGGCCUGUUGGGCAACAGGGGAACUACUCGCUAUCGACCGAUGUCGAAUCGGGAAAAGUCCGUGUCGUGGUCACCGCGCUAGAUAAGGAAGACGAAUUCCUCAACUUCCUCGAUCUGAGCGGCGCCGUGGUGGGGCCCGACAUGCAGCCGUUGCCGCUCCGGUUGGAUCAAACAGCUCCCGGUCGCUACAUCGGUGAGUUCGACGCCACCGAUGCGGGUAACUACUUCAUCACGCUCAGCCCCGGUGCCGGCCAGGCGCCGAUUCGUGCCGGCGUGAACGUCCCCUACUCGGCCGAGUUCCGCGAUCGCACGACGGACGAGCCGCUGCUCGAGAUGCUGGCCGGCAUGGAACCCGUCGGCGGGGAACGCGGACUUGUGAUCGAGUCGGGCACAUCAGGACAAAUGGACGACGCUUUAGCCUCGUGGUUGGCUACCGAUGUUUUCCGCCCCGGCCUGGCAAAAGCUGAAAGCAGCCAGGGCAUUUGGUACCUACUGGUGUUCGUAGCCAGCUGCCUGUUCUUUGGCGACGUGCUAAUCCGUCGGGUCAGCAUGAGCCUGACUUGGGUCCCACCGCUGGUUGCCAAAGCCCGCGACCGGUUGCUGGGGCGAGAGACAGCACCCGCGGCCACGCAAUACAUGGAUCGGCUGAAGAGUUCGAAAGUGCAAGUGUCCGAGCGAAUCGAAAAACAAAGGGCCGCCGUUCGCUUCGAGCCAAGCGAAGAAGCAGCUUCCUCAACCGAAGUUUAUGAAGAGCUACCCGAGGCGGUGGAAAAGAAACCGCCACCGAAACCGGCCACCGGCGGCAUCGAACAGCCCCAGGCCGAAGAAGAGGGCUACACUAGCCGGCUGUUGAAAGCCAAGAAGAAAGUAUGGGAAGAUCGUAAGCAGGACUAA
Messenger RNA from Cladocopium goreaui, 3042 nucleotides. The record is from the annotation of a GenBank genome assembly. NCBI's taxonomy places the organism in Eukaryota, Dinophyceae, Suessiales, Symbiodiniaceae.